This is a messenger RNA of Myxocyprinus asiaticus (Chinese sucker), 4313 nucleotides long. RefSeq names its product peroxisomal membrane protein PEX14-like. Gene Ontology annotation, biological process: protein import into peroxisome matrix, docking. The record is from RefSeq and is a predicted model, not a curated record. The transcript is spliced from 9 exons. Gene Ontology annotation, molecular function: signaling receptor binding. Bases 44 to 1171 code for a protein of 375 amino acids. Gene Ontology annotation, cellular component: peroxisomal importomer complex; peroxisomal membrane. Lineage: Eukaryota; Metazoa; Chordata; Actinopteri; Cypriniformes; Catostomidae.
UGAGCGAACUGAUAUUAGCUUCCUGACUAACAGCUCUGAGAAGAUGGCAUCUGACCAGCAAAACCAGAAUGCUGCUCCAUCCGGUGAAGACGCAGCUCCAAGAGAAGCGCUGAUUGCCACGGCAGUGAGGUUUUUACAAAACCAGAAAGUUCGUCAGAGUCCAUUAACAACCAGAAAAGCUUUCUUGAAGAAAAAAGGUCUGACUGAUGAGGAGGUGGAAUUGGCCAUCAAGCGUUCCGGCAGUACAGAGGAUUCGCUGGAUCUCAGUGUUCCAGGGCCCCCACACAUCACCCAUCCCGUUCCACUUGCCCCUGUCCCUUACAAUCCCCCAGGUUACAGAUGGAGAGACUACGGUGCCCUGGCUGUUAUCUUGAUGGGAAUGGCCUUUGGCUUCCAUCAUCUUUACCGGAAAUACAUCCUUCCCCUCAUUAUGGGCAGCAAAGAGGACAAGAAACAUCUGCAGAGGAUCGAGAGCAACAUUGCGGAUAUGAAUGGCACUCUGACACAGACAGUCACCCAGUUGCAGAUGACCCUGGCUUCGGUGCAAGAACUGCUGGUCCAGCAACAGAAGAAGAUACAGGAGUUGUCACAAGAGCUGGCUAAUUCACAGGCCUCAUCUGCCACCAACUGCAUGCUGGAGUCUCAGAGCAUCAGUGAACUCAAGGCUGAGAUUGUGUCUUUGAAAGGGCUUCUUCUCAGCAGGAGACAGUUCCCUGCUUCGCCCUCCGUCCCCAAAAUCCCAUCCUGGCAGAUCCCUCUUAAAACAGGAUCGCUGUCCAACUUGCCCUCCACCAACCACACCAACAGCAGUAGCGACAUCUCGCCCGUCAGCAACGAGUCGGCCAACUCCUCCCCUGUUAAAGAGAGUAACAGCUCCAUGGCCACCCCGUCCGGCUCGCUUUGCCUUAACGGAGAUGUGGGGCUGGGGUCUAUGCUCCCUCUGGACCUGAAAGACCAGGUCCGCAUGGAAGUCCAGGGUGAGGAGGAGAAGAAAGAUGAUGAUGAGGAGGAAGAAGAAGAGGAGGAGGAUGAUAACGUGAUCCAUGCAAAUGAAGAAGAACAAUUGAGCAUCCAGACAGAGGACAGGAGAGGAGGAGACGGACAGAUUAAUGAACAAGUGGAGAAGCUGCGGCGUCCAGAAGGAGCGAGUAAUGAGAGUGAGGUCGAUUAGAGAGGAAAUCCAUGACCGGACCUAUCCGUCCAUUCAUUUCUCAUGUUUUUUUUUUUUUCCCCAAUAGUUAAUUUAAAGAGAGAGUGCAUAAAAAAUGUUUUUCUAUUUUUUGUAAUAUAUAUACUGUAUAUAUAAAAUAUAUAUAUAUAUAUAUAUAUACACACAUACAUAUAUAUGCACAUACAUAUAUAUAAAUCAUUUCUUAUAGCUCACCCUUUUUGCAGUAAAAUGGCUACCACUGGCCUAAUUUACACUUCAGGUGAGAUGGAUUAUGUCCCAUUCAUUGCAGUUCUGUACCCUUUUGACUCGACUAACUUCACUGUUCAACAUGCAAAAUUUCCAACGUGCAACCUGGAGUGGCACAAACAUUCUGCAUGCCUGAACAAGCACAGAAGCACAUUUUUGGAAAAGACAAUGAGAGAAUAAUGAACAUGAUUUUCCUUUUGCAAUCAAUUGGAAACCAGAGAGUUCCCCUAAAUGCUAGCUAUUUCAUCAGACAGAAACUGUAGUGUCCAAGGCUCUGUAAAAGCCAAUAUAUUUGUACUUUAAAGCUUCAAGUCAAAGCAAACAUGGUCAGUUACAGGUAAAGAGAUAGUACACCAAAAAAAACAAAAAACAAAACAUAAUUUACUCAACCUCAUGUCAUUCAAAACCUGUUCUUUCCUUUGUGGAAUACAAAAGGAGAUGUUGUGAAAUGAAUGGUGACUGAAGCUAACAUUUUGCCUGUUUUGACAUCUGUUUUGUGUUCCACAGAAGAAAGUCAUAUAGGUUUGGAACAACAAGAGGGUGAGUAAAUGACAACAUUAUUUAACUUGAAAUUAUACCUUUAAGGGACUAUAGCAACUAUUCAAAGGCUUCAAGGAAUCACAUUUGACCCUGUGUAUCUAUACUGUAGUACACACAGAGUGCUGGAGCAGUCAGUCCGUUUGCGUAACAACAAGGCCUUGUGAUUUAUUAUUAAAGUCAUAGCGGUUUGCUUCUCAGUGGUAGUGAGAAUUUUUAUGUCUCUGAUUGAAAAACAGAGAGAAACCUGUUAAAAAUGCAGGGCCAAGAGAAAUGUGUUUGUUAUAGUUGUAUCUCUCCAGUCUCCAGCAGGGUAGCUGAUUUGGUUUAUGAAGUAUGUUAAUAAUCAAAUGAUCGACAAAUAACAGAUGUAUUAGUUCAUGCAGCUUGAAAUGUCAAUGAGGCUAAAAUCGGAAAUCUAAUACUGAAAGCCUGUUAGAUUGUAUUAUAUUACACGACAAACCCUCCAGUCCAAAUUAUAUAGGCCUCCUGCAGUGAAUAAUCUUAACAUGAAAUGGUGCUGGGGUUUUGUAAUUAAACUGUGUAAAACAAUGGAUGCUUCGGUGGAGGUGCUGACAGUUGUGCUUUUCUCUUUGGGGGCUUUUCUAUCAGAAAGUCCUGAGAGGAUUUUUAAAAAAGAAAACUCCCCGUGAUGCAAAUGGAGAGUAACGUAUGAAUAUUGAACUAAUGAAAUUACUCACUCGCCAGCUGAUGAGGAAAAAAGAUCCUGGAGUGAGAACUAGAGCAUCAGAUCCAUUGUGACAUUUUCACUUUUAACAAUUGAUCUUCAGAGUAACUGGAUUACGGUGCAGGCAGGUGAAUUGUGGGGCUGUGGUGGUGUUCGCCAUGCAAACGGCACAAUGGAAGAGCUCAACAUGUCUGGCUAUGUGUGUUUGUCUCCUUACUUCCUAGACUAGAGGUGACUUUACACAUACCCACACAAGGAUAGUAGAUAUUCAUAUGAUACAAUGUAAAGAGAAACAAUAUGUAUUUGUUUGAUAUGCAGUGACAUGGGUUUGAUUUUGGUGUUGAUUUGAAAAAGCUCAAAAUCCAAAUGCGAAUUGAACGUUAAAGGGUUAGUUCACCUUAAAAUUCAGUCAAAGUCAUCAUUUUCUCAUCCUCAUGUCAUUCCAUACCUAAAUGCUGUUAUUUUUUCUGUCAAACAGAAAUACAUUGCUCUUUUCCAUACAAAGAUGGUUCAUAGUGACCAUGUCUGUAUAUGGCUCAUGUCUUCUGAAGCCAUACGAUAGCUGAUCAUUAAGUCUGUGAGUCGAACUCAAGAACCGGACUCAAGAGCCAGAUUUGUAAAACAUUCAGACGUUAAUUUACAAAUCAGACAGAUUCAGUUCUUAAGUUACACUCCCUGACUCAACGAUUCAGUUGCGGUUCUCUUGUUAAAAGCUCACUGAAGUCAGUGAAUAAUGAUGUAAAUUUUGGUCUGUUUCUCUGACAAAGCAAUCAUGUGGCUUCAGAAGACUAGGAAUAUAGUUUUAAGGACACCUUUUAUAGUGAUUUUUGGGUGUCUUUUGUCAUUUUUGGAGUAUAACAACCAGUAACACUAUGAACUGUCAGUGUAUGGAAAAGAUCUGCAUAAAGAUUCUUUAAAAUACUUUUUUUUCAUAUGGUUUGAAAUGACAUGAGGGUGAGUACGUUGUCACAUUUUUCAUUUUUGGGUUAACUGUUCCAAAUGGAAUCAGUGAAGUAAAUAUGAUCUUGAAAGUAAAUCACAUCUUAUUGGAGUCACAGAAAUGGCAUGAAUGAGUUACUGAUAGUUACCGAACAUUUGAGGAAGAUAGAGCGUUGGCUUCAGAACGAGACAGCUUUAGUAAGAGUGUGAGUGCAUGUAUCAGAUGUUGCUUAAAACCACAUUCUGUAGUUCCCGCAACGCUGGUUGAAUCUGGUAUAGUGUGACAACAGAGGCCUUCAAACAACAACAUCAUAGCUUGCUAAUUUUAGCUAAUCAUUGUAAAGCUGCUGUGAUAGAGGUUAGGGCUACUGAAUUAAUCAUGAGAUAAGACACAGUUUCAGUGCCUAUGUAUCUGUUGAGAUUACAUUCUGCUUGUCUCCAACCGCAUUUUUAUGACAAAAUCUUGUUAUGAAUCUACUUCCUGCAGCUGGGUUUCCACAACUCUGAUUGGGGCUUUAAAGUAUUAAUUCUCAUGUCAUGGUGUGAGUGUGUGUGAGUGUGUGUCUGUUGGCUCAGUUUUACAAAUAUGUUUGUAAAAAGAUUUGUAUGAACUGAACAAUGCUGCUGUAUGUAGCUCUGUUGAUAUUCUUGUUGACACCUUGCUGGUUUUUGUCUCAGAGAAAUCCUGGUGUAAAGAGAUGAUUGUAAAUAAUUGUAAUAAAUUUGAUUUAA